Fonsecaea multimorphosa CBS 102226 is the source of this 927-nucleotide messenger RNA. RefSeq lists its product as uncharacterized. Gene Ontology annotation, molecular function: shikimate 3-dehydrogenase (NADP+) activity. The coding region runs from base 1 to 927 and encodes 308 amino acids. NCBI's taxonomy places the organism in Eukaryota, Fungi, Ascomycota, Eurotiomycetes, Chaetothyriales, Herpotrichiellaceae. Gene Ontology annotation, biological process: shikimate metabolic process; chorismate biosynthetic process. The record is from RefSeq and is a predicted model, not a curated record. The transcript has a single exon.
AUGGCACAGUUUUCACCUCCAGAUACCACGUCUCUUGAUCGGGUUGCUUAUCUUGUUGGAUAUCCUAUUGCUCAUUCAAAAUCGCCCUCAUUACAUCAUGCCAUUUACUCGGCGGUUGGCCAAAAAUGGGGCCAAAUGCUCUGCGAAACGACGGAUCUCGAAAGCUUCUUGACGUAUCUGAAGAGUGACCGAAAAUGCAUGGGGAGCGGUGUGACCAUGCCGUUCAAAGUUGCCGUCAUUCCCUAUCUCGAUGAACUCACAGACGAAGGGAAAGCGAUUGGCGCCGUGAACACGAUUGUUUUCAGGACAGGCCCAAGUGGGUCAAGGAUAUAUUCUGGCACAAACACCGACUGUCUGGGGAUUCGGGACGCGUUUCUCUCGAAUGUUGAAGGCUCUCCCUACCGAGGGAAGCCAGGCCUCGUCGUUGGAGGUGGCGGUACCUGCAGAGCGGCUGUGUAUGCACUACAGAAAUUCAUGGGCUGUUCGCCUGUAUACAUCAUCAACCGUGAUGCUAGUGAAGUGGACGCUGUACUCCAGGAAUGUCGAACUCGAGGAGUCGGGGAUAAUCUGAUAUACGUGUCCACGACGGACCAAGCCAAAACACUCCUCUCACCAGGGGCCGUGGUCAGCGCAGUCCCGGACUUUACCCCUGUGACAGAGACGGAGAAGACUGUGAGGGAGAUCCUCUCCAUAUUCUUGGGCGGAGAUGAGAAGGGUGCGUUGUUGGAAAUGUGCUAUCAUCCCUCCCCUGAUACUGAAAUAUCCAGACUUGCUCAGCUAUCAGGCUGGCAGGUUAUCGGUGGCAUUGAAGCCAUGAUAGGACAAGGACUUGCACAAGCAAGUCUGUGGACUGGCAUUCAGAUUGACAACAGGCUUCGUGAUGUGGCGCGAAAAGAGGUGCGGAGACAGAUGGCAAAUACACACUGA